AUAGUUCAAAUGUGUAUAUACAUACAUAUAUAAAUAUAAAAUUAUGUCGGGACCCAAAUUUGUAUGUAUAUAAAUCAUCGCAAAACCUUGUUAAAUGUUCAGCAUCUUACAUAAAUCAUUGCAAAACCUAAGUUUCUCUUCUCACUUUGUGAUAAAGAUAAGAUGAGCAAGAAAAAGGAGACGAAGCUAAGCAAGUACAUAAAAGUUCCCAUAAAGAUGCUGGUCAAAGCUAGAGACUUGUACAUACAAAGCAUGAAUCAAUGGUCUUCCCAUGACCUUAUUGGCAGCGGCAUGGGUUUAGGGAUACCGGUCUGCAACGUAAGCACUCUUCCGCGAAGUUUUAGCGCUAGCCACGCCCAAUAUUCCAUGAGACCUGAAGAUGAUCGUGUGCCUGAGCUUGUGAGAGCCGCAUCAGCUAGAAAUAUGAUCAUUGGUGAUGCGCGACAUGGACCAUCGAAAUUGCGGAAAGCUAAGAGUUCGAGAAGCUGUGGUGGUCUUCAUGGGUUUGAGAAAAUUGAUGAGACAAGUCCUUUGAUUAGUUUUGGGAGUAAGCACAAGAUGCUUCAAAAGAGUAAGAGUUACGGUGUUGCCAAAUAUACUUAUUCGCUCCAAUAAUUGUUUUGUUUAUGUGUUACGGGUCAGUUUCGAUUUCCAUUUAGAAUCUUUGGUAUAUAUUAUGUGUGAUUCAGAUCGAGAGGUUGGGUCAGGGUGUCUUAUGUAAUUAAGAAUCGACCAAAUGUGAAUACUUGUCAUGCAUGGGUGUUUUAAUAUCGUUAUUAAUGCCUA
Messenger RNA from Arabidopsis lyrata subsp. lyrata, 786 nucleotides. RefSeq lists its product as uncharacterized. Bases 163 to 615 code for a protein of 150 amino acids. The record is from RefSeq and is a predicted model, not a curated record. The transcript has a single exon. NCBI's taxonomy places the organism in Eukaryota, Viridiplantae, Streptophyta, Magnoliopsida, Brassicales, Brassicaceae.